CCCCGCGGGGCCGUGCGUGGCAGCGGCGCGUGACGCUAGAGAAGGGAGCUGGCCAGUGCUGAGGGGGCGCGGCGCGGAGCCGGGCGGCUCGGGGCCCAGAGCGCGCCGUGGCCGGGAGCCCGCCGGCCCCUGACAGCCCCCUCCCCCCCGGUGGACGACGAAGACGACGACUAGGGCGCGGGUCAUGGCGGAGCAGCGACCCCAGCGCGGGCCCUGACCUCCGCCGCAUGGAGCGGGACGAACGGCCGCCUAGCGGAGGGGGAGGCGGCGGGGGCUCGGCGGGGUUCCUGGAGCCCCCCGCCGCACUCCCUCCGCCGCCGCGCAACGGUUUCUGUCAGGAUGAAUUGGCAGAACUUGAUCCAGGCACUAAUGGGGAAACUGACGCUUUAACACUUGGCCAAGGUCACACACCUGUUUCUGUUCCAGAUGAUCGAGCUGAACAACGAACCUGUCUUAUUUGUGGAGACCGUGCUACAGGCUUGCACUAUGGGAUCAUCUCCUGUGAGGGCUGCAAAGGUUUUUUCAAGAGGAGCAUUUGCAACAAACGGGUAUAUCGGUGCAGUCGUGACAAGAACUGUGUCAUGUCUCGGAAGCAGAGGAACAGGUGCCAAUACUGCCGCCUGCUCAAGUGUCUACAGAUGGGGAUGAACCGCAAGGCUAUUAGAGAAGAUGGCAUGCCUGGAGGCCGGAAUAAGAGCAUUGGGCCAGUCCAGAUAUCAGAAGAAGAGAUUGAAAGGAUCAUGUCUGGACAGGAGUUUGAAGAAGAAGCCAAUCACUGGAGCAAUCAUGGUGACAGUGACCACAGUUCCCCUGGGAACAGGGCUUCAGAGAGCAACCAGCCUUCGCCAGGCUCCACACUGUCAUCCAGUAGGUCUGUGGAACUAAAUGGAUUCAUGACAUUCAGGGAUCAGUACAUGGGAAUGUCGGUGCCUCCACAUUAUCAAUAUAUACCGCACCUUUUUAGCUACUCUGGUCACUCACCACUUCUGCCUCCACAAGCUCGAAGCCUGGAUCCGCAGUCCUACAGUCUGAUUCACCAAUUGAUGUCAGCUGAGGACCUGGAACCAUUAGGCACUCCCAUGUUGAUUGAGGAUGGGUAUGCUGUGACACAAGCAGAGCUAUUUGCUCUGCUUUGCCGCCUGGCUGACGAGCUGCUCUUUAGGCAGAUUGCCUGGAUCAAGAAGCUGCCUUUCUUCUGCGAGCUCUCAAUCAAGGAUUACACGUGCCUCUUGAGCUCUACAUGGCAGGAGUUAAUCCUGCUUUCAUCCCUUACAGUUUACAGCAAGCAGAUCUUUGGGGAGCUGGCUGAUGUCACUGCCAAGUACUCACCCUCCGAUGAAGAACUACAUAGAUUUAGUGAUGAAGGGAUGGAGGUGAUUGAACGGCUCAUCUACCUGUAUCACAAGUUCCAUCAGCUAAAGGUCAGCAAUGAGGAGUAUGCGUGCAUGAAAGCAAUUAACUUCCUAAAUCAAGAUAUCAGGGGUCUGACCAGUGCCUCACAGCUGGAACAGUUGAACAAGCGGUAUUGGUACAUUUGUCAGGAUUUCACUGAAUAUAAAUAUACACAUCAGCCAAAUCGCUUUCCUGAUCUCAUGAUGUGCUUGCCAGAGAUUCGCUACAUUGCAGGAAAGAUGGUGAACGUGCCCCUGGAGCAGCUGCCCCUCCUCUUUAAGGUGGUGCUGCAUUCCUGCAAGACAAGUGUUGUGAAGGAAUGACCUGUUUUCCUGCAUCCUCCUCCGGCGGCCCACAGUGCCUUGGGUACGCAGGACAGGCUCCAGCGGAAAGAGCCAGAGAGACCAAGAUGGAGGCUGUUGAGCAGCUGCCUCCAUAGCGAGAAGAAUUUGUUUGUUUGUCUGUUUUUUAACCUCAUUUUUCUAUAUAUUUAUUUCACGACAGAGUUGAAUGUAUGGCCUUCAACAUUGAUGCACAUGCUUUUGUGUGAAUGCAGCAGAGGCAUUUCCUUGCAGUUUACAGAAUGUGAAGAUGUUUAAUGUUACAGUGUUGUCGUUGUUUAGAGAUAGUUCUUUUGUAUUUUGAGGGAGAGGGUGGGAUGGGCUGAGAUGACUAUUUCCAUAAAGUUGACAGAGACAACUACCUCAAUGGAAAUGGGGAUGUGGCCACCCCUACUUUUCCCACAUUUUCUCAGCAGACAUUUAUACACUUGUCUGUUAGAGAGUAAAUUGCCUUUUUCUAGCCACAGAUUUGUCAGGUAAAAAGAAUACACCAAAGGGACGAAGUGGUAUAUGUAGGGAGCUUUGUAAGUGAGGUAGGUAAAGCGUUUGGGAAAGACAAGAUGAGGAAUUAGCCAUCAUCUCUUUCCUUUGCAAAGUAUGAGAGUAGGGCACAGCGACCAAGCAUACAGCAUGCACCUCCCAUUCCACAAGCCCUAAGGACAAGAGUUUCUGUUCUCACCCCCUGCUGCACCUCUUCCACCCUGCGCACAGCUGUCUAUUGACUGCUACUAUCAGCUUUUCAUCUAGGCAGCAUCCUGGCAAUAAGUUGGUCCAUAGGACUUUUGUAUCCCUUGAGCUUACAGCUACCUAGUUUCCUGAUCCAGUUCUACUAAGGUCUACCUUCCUCAGGCUCUGCCCUUUCCCUUAUGAAUUUGACUUCUCGGCAGCCCUUUAGAAAACUGACAGCAAAAUGCCAUGUUCUGAAUCCUGGGGCCCACUUCUGAUUCAUUCUCCUUUAACUUGUUUUCCUCUAAGGGUAGAGGGACAAAGGCCAAGCUGCUGAAAUAAUAAAUACUCUUUGGGAACCCCUAUUAUUCCCCACAUCUCAUUCCCAGAACCAAAUCCAAAAACUACUGUUUUUUAAACAGAGGAAAGGACCAUUCCCUCAUCUGCUGACCAGAGAUUUCGCUCCUAAAUUCUAAGUGCUCCUAAUGUUUCUGAAAUAAAAUCAGUUUUGCCAAGGCUCUAGAAUAGAAGCUGAGACCCAGAAUAAGCCUAACUAUUCCCUCAAGUAUUGUCAGUGGCCAGGCCUACUAAAGGCCUGGAGGGAUGGAGCCAGAAGUACCUGGAAAGGAAAGGGGCUUUCAACUACCUCAUGUUUCUAAGGACCUGACUGCUGCUUCUGCAGAUGCAGCCUGGACCCUUAUUCUGUCACUACCUGCCCUGUCUAGUUCCAGAAGGAGUUCCUACCCCUCCAGACUUUGGCCAGACUUUGGCCAGGACUCCACCAGGUUCAUCUUGGAGCUGCUUCAUGUGCUUUUCCCUUCUCUGCCUACACUAGGCACCUCUUACUGCCAGUACUGCUCAGCUGGGUACAUUUCUGGGUGGGAUUGAGGGACCCAUAGUCUCUCCUUCAGCCCAUUUGGUCAGAGGCUGUUUACUCUUCCCCAACUCAGCCUACUUAAUCUACCCAGGAGGCUACCACAUCCUUUGCAUUCUGGGUAGUCUCUACUUCUAAUUUUUUUCUUUCUAGUGAAAUGUUACGGGUACCAGCAAAGUGAUGAUUAUGUCCCUUAUCCAAAAUUCAGAGCAUUUCCUCUCAGGAAAAAUUCCAGAUAGCAUGUUUUUCACAUGUCAGUGGGAAGACAUGUAUAUGUGUUUAUGUAUCUGUGUAUUUCUAAGUUCACAGUGUUUUUCUUGUUUGCCUGAAUUUUUUAUUUAACCAACUAGAUCACAUUCUUUGGCUACAGGUCAGAUUCUAAGCUGCUUUCUUCAAGCUCGGGGAGGAGACAUAUAUCAGGUAGUGGUGAAGAGAGCUCCUGUAUGCAGCAGCUUUCUUUGCUUAGACCUCCAUUUAUCAAAUUGUUAGUUUCUGAAACUGCUUUUCAAAUUAGUAUUUUACCUGUUGUGUUGGGUGUCAAAGGAAUUGCUCUCUGAUGAGGCAAGAACAUGUCUCCCCAAUAAUAUAGUCUUAAACAGAGCAAGUUGUUAAUUUGUGGAGUGGGGGAAAGGUUCUGCAAGUUGCCAUUGUACAAAUCCAUUUUUACAAUGUUUGCAGCAGAUUCCACAGAACAAAGAGCCCAUUCAUUGCCAAGAGCCCUGCAGAAUCUCUGAGCCAAGUGGCUGUGUGUUCUGAGCCAGAGCCUGACCUGUGGACCGCCUUUAAUGUCUUCUGCACCCAGUCCUUUUAUGACAUGGGCUUCUUUUAAACAGGGUAAAGUGAAUGUGUUGCAUUGCAAACUCAGGUAUUCUGAGGAGAAGGUAGGAGUGUAGCUAGCAGCGUGGAGACAUUAGGUCAGCCACUAGAUGUAUUUGUGAUUUUGGUUUGAAGGACACAGAGAAAGGUUGGAGGGGGAGGUUUGAUAUGCUUGUUUUUUGCCUUUUUCCCCGUAAUGUUUGGUUAGCAGGCAGCCUUUUUGCUAGUGGAAGAAGGAAAAACGUGUGUUGUCUCUAAUUCCUCUCUCUUCUGUCCUCUCUCUAAUCUGAGCCACUAAAAAUACUCACUUUGAGUGAGAAUUUUUCCACCAUAAAAAUAUAACCCUGAAAGCCACAUAGAAAGGAGCCUCUACCUCCUUGCACUGUGGUGAAACAUGCAAGCUUUCCCCUUCCUUCCCUUGAGAACAUUUUCUUGACCCAAGAUAAAAGUUUGGGGUCUUGGAGCUUCAUCUGUAAUUCAUGGUCUCUGGCCCUCCUUGUAGACUUUUGGAGUCCUUCGCAAGGUUUGGUGUACUUGCCCUUAGUCUGGAGAAAUUAUCCAAAACUUGUCUCAAAGCACUCCACCUGACUCAGGACACACAGUCCUCCAGGCCCAACCUACCAGUGAGAUGAGCAGGCCUCCAAGGGUAGAAGGAAGCAAGCAGAAACCUCCCUGUGCUGAUCCCCAGAACCAGAGCAGAGAUAGAAGAACAUAGAGGCAUCCCUCAGAGUUGCCCAUUCACACCAACCUGCCUCUGACUUGCCCCACCACUCAGGGAAGUGAGUGCCUGCUGCAGUCAGUAGAUCAGAUCCCUAAAACCCUGACCUCCCUGGACCAGCUGUCUUGCCCUGCUACCCAGUACCUGCCUUUGUUUGUUCUUGAUUUCGAGGAGAAUGGGACAGAUGGAGACAGUCUUUAAGUUGUGACCAAGGUUAGCUAAAGUAAAGGGGCUCUGGUCUCUCUAAAGGGCAGAAAGUUGAGCAUUGGUUCCAAGUCUUUAGCUUUGGAACUCUGGUGUUUUUUCCCUUGUUACUUUUUAAAAAAAUUUUGCAGUUUAUUUUAAGAAAUUCAGUCCUUCAGACCAGCCCUUCUAUUCAACUUUUAAUUUUUCCUAUUGACUUUUUAAAGUUUAAAAAUAAGAAAAAAAAAAAAAACCCACCACGCUUACUCCCCCACCUUGAUCCAUGAAACUACCCCACACGCCCCUCUGCUGAUGAUCAUCCUCCCUUUUUUCCUCAUGCCCAGUGUCUGUGAAGUAGUGUUUUAUCUGUGUCUUAGGAUGAAAAACGGCAAUCAUCCCACCAGGUGCUAGAAAUUGGUCAGCCUUGAGGCAGGCGCUUCUGGGGCCACAGCUCAGGGAUGUGUAUUUAAUUACAGGGUCCCCAGAAAGCCCUCUUUUGGCUGCCACAAGUAACAUCUUUUCUGGGCUUGAGAGCCAGACCUUGCCUAUUUCCUCGGAGGCAGCAACCCCAGAGUCUGCCAAGCUGGGAGCAAGCUGCCUCUUUUGCUAGGUCUAGGCUCCCUCAAGACUUGAAGACUUCUGACUGUCCUGCGCAUAAGCCCCAGUAGUCCUCUACCAGUUCAUGGGAAGCCUGGUCCCUCUGCCCAGGACAGCCCUUCUGGGCCUGCAGCCCUAAAUGUACCCUAGCCUGCUCAGGUAUCAGCUAUAGACUCAAAGGAAAGCUGGGAGGAAGACCAGGGUCUGCUCCAAGCCCAAGAAAAAUGUGCUACUGGUGGAGGCUAGUCUUCAAAUCCUGGAGCCAGCCUGCCGGCCAAAGGGUCCUCUUGCCUUUUGGUGACUGUUUUCUUUGCUGAAAUAUAAUAGAUAAUAAUGUUGACUCAAAUUUCCAUGAAAAAAAAAAAAAAAAAAAGAGAGAAAGACUACCUCUUAAGUGACAUCC
This is a messenger RNA of Nannospalax galili (Upper Galilee mountains blind mole rat), 5990 nucleotides long. RefSeq names its product nuclear receptor subfamily 6 group A member 1 (gene Nr6a1). Bases 228 to 1715 code for a protein of 495 amino acids. Gene Ontology annotation, molecular function: zinc ion binding; sequence-specific DNA binding; DNA-binding transcription factor activity. Gene Ontology annotation, biological process: regulation of DNA-templated transcription. The transcript is spliced from 11 exons. The record is from RefSeq and is a predicted model, not a curated record. Lineage: Eukaryota; Metazoa; Chordata; Mammalia; Rodentia; Spalacidae.